AUGGCAGAUAUUCUGGAUAUUCUAGAUAUUGAACAACCGGGAACUACUGAAGUCACUAGAGACAGCAUUUUACAUGGAGAUAAAAUGAAAAAGAAGUAUGUUACUGCUAAAGCUGUUCGAAGGCCUGAAGGCAUGCACCGUGAAGUUUUCGCCUUGCUAUAUAAUGAUAAUAAAGAUUUGCCUCCCCUAUUACCCACAGAUACUGGUAAAGCAUAUAAGCAAACAAAAGCAAAACUUGGAAUGCGUAAAGCGAGGAAAUGGGUUUGGGCUCCGUUUACUAAUCCUGCCCGCAAAGACAAUGCAGUGUUUUACCAUUGGAAAAGAAAGUCAGAUGAAACUAAGGAAUACCCUUUUGCACAAUUUAAUAAACAAGUGUCAAUACCAUCAUACUCAGAAUCUGAAUACAAUCAGUAUUUAAAAUCAGAAGACUGGAGUCAAGCAGAAACUGACCAUCUAAUGGAUUUGUGCCAACGUUUUGAUCUGCGAUUCAUUGUUAUCCACGACAGAUGGGACCGCGCUGCCUUCAGAGACAGAAGUGUGGAAGAUUUAAAGGAACGCUACUAUAAUAUUUGUGGAAUUUUAAGCAAGGUGAAAACAAAUCCUUGGUCAAAUACUGUAACUAUGGUAAAUGGUGAAAAAAGAGUUUAUCACUAUGACGCAGAACACGAAAGGAAGAGAAAGGAACAGUUACGUCGGUUGUUUGAUAGAACACAAGAACAGAUUGAUGAAGAACAGAUGUUACUGGCUGAGCUCAAAAAAAUUGAGGCAAGAAAGCGUGAAAGAGAAAGAAAAACUCAAGAUUUACAGAAACUGAUUUCAAGGGCAGACAGUGGUAAUGGUCUACCAACAUGUCAAUCAGCUGUACAAACUGAAGGAAUCAGCACUCCUUCUGCGGUAUCAUCCAGCAUUGCGAGGAGGCAUGAUAGGAAACUCCAUAAGAAAAAAUUAGCCUCACAACAGAGACCUAUUCGUGCAGUGGAAACUGUGACGGUAGAAUGGUCCGGUAUAAAGUUUCCAGAGACACGAGGUGCCGGUGUAUGGUUGAGAUCGCAACGCAUGAAGUUACCGCCUGGAGUUGGGCAAAGGAAGACAAAAGCCAUUGAACAGGAAUUGAGACUUAUGAAUAUCGAUAUAGCGCCAACUCCAUCCGAGGCCAUUUGCAAACACUUCAAUGAACUCCGCUCAGACCUUGCUUUGGCUUUAGAUUUGAAGAAUGCUCUAACAUCGUGUGAAUUCGAACUACAAGCUUUAAGGCAUCAGUAUGAGGCUCUAAACCCUGGAAAGACACUGACAAUCCCACCGUCAAUUUGCAAUACGUCAGGUGAUGGAGAUGUGAAACCUCUUAGUGAAAUAAUUGAUGUCGUUGGUUCGCCGGGCGCAUUAAAUAACACCAUCUAG
This is a messenger RNA of Parnassius mnemosyne (clouded apollo), 1398 nucleotides long. Lineage: Eukaryota; Metazoa; Arthropoda; Insecta; Lepidoptera; Papilionidae. The record is from the annotation of a GenBank genome assembly.